This is a messenger RNA of Symbiodinium sp. CCMP2456, 340 nucleotides long. NCBI's taxonomy places the organism in Eukaryota, Dinophyceae, Suessiales, Symbiodiniaceae. The record is from the annotation of a GenBank genome assembly.
GCUGGCGGUAUCUGAAACGGCACUGCUGGGCGGCGGCCGGCAUCCCCUGCACCAACAGAUUGCAGCUCUAGCGCACGCGGUGGCUUCCCCGGAGAACGCCGCAAAGAUUUUGGUAGCGCGAGAAGCUCUGUUGGCAAAGAGCAACGAGCACGUGCUGCUCGACACGGCCGGAAUCAUCGGCUUCUUCGCGACCAUCACUGUGGUGGUCGACUUCACGGGCCACUACAGCGAUGACAUCCUCAAGAAGACAGAGAUGAUGGCGGCAGUUAUCUCCGGUGGCCGACGCUUCCGUGAGACUCUCCGGUCGAGCCUCUGCCUUCCCGGGGCCUCGAGGUUUUAG